UUUCAGAGUACAGUAUUUCGUAUGGUGCCUCUAAUUGACUUAACAUUGGCAGACUAAGGUCAAAAGGACUCGAAUAAAGGAUCUUCCAAUCGACAUCGAGUUUUAUUCUCCUUUAAACACUUUUACAACUCUCAGGCAACUUCACCAUCGACGUCCUGAACAAACGGGAUAAUCCCCCAUAUUUCCGAUCUGGGCAAUCGCCAUGGCCGGCGAUCAUGACCGCUCCGGCAGCGGGACUAAGAACGGAUCACCGCUGCCCUCUAAACCUCCUCCAUCUUCCAACACCGACCAUGACAAUGACGACGACGACGUUCUCCCUCAGCCAUUUGACGCGAAGAAGCUAGCACCCGCAAAAAAGCGCCAGCGCUCAACCUCGCCAAGCGCGAGCGCCAGCCCUGCGAGUGAGCCUCCGCGGAAGCUCAAGCGGCCUGGCCAGCGCGCCCGCAUCAGCGAAGCCGAGCGCGAGCAGAUCCGGCAGCGGGCGCUCGAACGCGAGAGGCAGGCCCAGCAGCAGGCGGCCAUUGAGGCUGAGCGAUCAACCAUCAACGACGUGGUGCGGGCUCACUACAACGCUGUCCCUGAGCGCGGCCGCGACUGGCGCAAGACGGACAGCCGGAUCAAGGGUUUGAGGUCCUUCAACAACUGGGUCAAGAGCUGCAUCAUUCAAAAGUUCUCGCCCGAUGAGGAUCAUUCACCGGGGGCGAGAGAGCGGGGAAUCACCUCCGGAAAUCGGUUGCUCGUGCUGGAUAUCGGAUGCGGCAAGGGCGGCGAUUUGGGCAAAUGGCAGCAAGCACCGCAGCCGGUGGAACUGUACGUUGGCCUGGACCCCGCCGAGGUGUCUAUCGAUCAGGCGAGGGAGCGGUACCGGAGUAUGGGUAACCGCGGGGGGCCUGGUGGGCGAGGCGGCAGAGGAGGAUACCAGCGGCGUCCGCCGCCGCGUAUCUUUGAAGCGAGAUUUCACGUCAAGGACUGCUACGCCGAGUCGAUUGGUGACAUAGACAUUGUCCGGCAGGUCGGGUUCUCGCAGUCCAACGUCAGCAGCAGCCGCGGUUUCGACGUGGUCAGCAUGAUGUUCUGCAUGCACUACGCCUUUGAGACGGAGCAAAAGGCACGCCAGAUGCUCCAAAACGUGUCGGGGGCGCUGAAGAAAGGCGGCCGCUUCAUCGGCUGCAUUCCGAACUCAGACGUCAUUAGCGCCAGAGUGUCCGCUUUCAACGAGCGCAUGAAAGCGAAACGAAAGGCCAAAGCCGAGGCCGCAGCUAAGAAGUCUUUCCCCGAAACCCACGACAGCCCCUCGCCAUCUACGUCUCCAUCAAAACAAAAAGAAGAUGGCGAACUCGAGGAGGGGGAGGAAGAGGAAGGCGAAGCCGAAGACACAGCCCAAUGGGGCAAUGACAUCUACCGGGUGCGGUUCCCCGGCAAGACGCCCGCCGACGGCAUCUUCCGGCCGCCUUUUGGGUGGAAGUACAGCUUCUUCCUUCACGAGGCGGUCGAGGAGGUGCCAGAGUAUGUGGUGCCCUGGGAGGCGUUCCGUGCCCUGGCGGAGGACUACAACCUGGAGCUGCAGUACCACAAGCCCUUUCCCGAGGUUUGGGAGACGGAGAAGGACGACCGCGAGCUGGGCCCGCUGAGCGAGCGCAUGGGCGUGCGCGAGCGCCAUGGCGGGAAGCUGCUCGUCUCACCCGAGGAGAUGGAGGCGGCGAGCUUUUAUGUGGCGUUUUGCUUUUAUAGGGUUUGAAUUGGACGGGGAGGGAUUUCGCUAUGCCUUCUUACGUAUCUUCUUGCUUCCUAGGGUACAGCCCGGAAGCCUGUAUAGUAUGAAUAAAAGAGCUAGAUGCCCAUGGGUUUCAGCCGUGAUGGCUGACGAUUCUAGCAUAAUGCGACAAAGUCGAAGGUCCCGGGCUCACCACGAGCCGGUCUAGCGGUGCUUUCUUAAGAAAUGGAUCCAACUCUGCCCCAAUUCUCACUGUGAUGCUCUUUUCUGGGAUGUGCAUUCCACUAGAUGUAUUACCAGCAAAGAUUAAACAAUAAUGAGCUACGCGUAGUAGAGAGUU
Canariomyces notabilis is the source of this 2054-nucleotide messenger RNA. RefSeq names its product guanine-N(7)-methyltransferase. Gene Ontology annotation, molecular function: mRNA 5'-cap (guanine-N7-)-methyltransferase activity. The transcript has a single exon. Bases 203 to 1738 code for a protein of 511 amino acids. Gene Ontology annotation, cellular component: nucleus. Gene Ontology annotation, biological process: 7-methylguanosine mRNA capping. NCBI's taxonomy places the organism in Eukaryota, Fungi, Ascomycota, Sordariomycetes, Sordariales, Chaetomiaceae. The record is from RefSeq and is a predicted model, not a curated record.